GUCAAGACUUCUUCUCUCCUCUUUAUAUCUUUCUCCCUCAUUUUCUCUCAGUGUAACCAUGGUAAAUCAAGCUCCUCAAGAUGAUUAUGAUGACGAGAAAUUGGCAAGACAAAAAGAAAUCGAAGAUUGGCUACCAAUUACUUCCUCAAGAAAUGCUAAGUGGUGGUACUCUGCUUUUCACAAUGUCACCGCCAUGGUCGGUGCCGGAGUUCUCGGCCUCCCUUACGCCAUGUCUCAGCUCGGCUGGGGACCAGGAGUUGCGGUAUUGGUUCUCUCAUGGGUCAUAACACUAUACACAUUAUGGCAGAUGGUGGAAAUGCAUGAAAUGGUUCCGGGAAAGCGUUUUGAUCGUUACCAUGAACUCGGACAAAACGCGUUUGGAGAAAAGCUUGGUCUUUAUAUAGUCGUGCCACAACAGCUGAUCGUGGAAAUAGGCGUUUGCAUCGUUUAUAUGGUCACUGGAGGCAAAUCGCUAAAGAAGUUUCAUGAGCUUGUUUGUGACGAUUGCAAACCCAUCAAACUUACUUACUUCAUCAUGAUCUUUGCUUCUGUUCAUUUUGUCCUCUCUCAUCUCCCCAAUUUCAACUCCAUUUCUGGCGUUUCUCUCGCCGCCGCGGUUAUGUCUCUAAGCUACUCAACAAUCGCAUGGGCAGCUUCAACGAGUAAGGGCGUUCGAGAAGAUGUUGAAUACGGUUACAAAGCAAAAUCAACAGCCGGUACGGUUUUUAAUUUUUUCAGCGGUUUAGGUGAUGUGGCAUUCGCUUACGCAGGCCACAAUGUGGUCCUUGAGAUCCAAGCAACAAUCCCUUCGACUCCUGAGAAACCUUCAAAAGGUCCAAUGUGGAAAGGAGUUAUCGUUGCUUACAUCGUCGUCGCACUUUGUUAUUUUCCGGUGGCUCUCGUCGGAUAUUAUAUUUUCGGGAACAGUGUUGAAGACAAUAUCCUCAUAUCACUUAAGAAACCAGCUUGGUUAAUCGCGACGGCUAACAUCUUUGUUGUGAUCCACGUUAUCGGUAGUUACCAGAUAUAUGCAAUGCCUGUUUUCGAUAUGAUGGAAACUUUAUUGGUCAAAAAGCUUAAUUUUAGGCCGACCACAAUUCUCCGGUUCUGUGUUCGCAGCUUCUAUGUUGCUGCAACAAUGUUUCUUGGUAUGACGUUUCCGUUCUUUGGUGGCCUUUUGGCGUUCUUUGGUGGGUUCGCGUUUGCUCCGACGACGUACUUCCUUCCCUGCAUAAUUUGGCUAGCCAUCUACAAACCUAGGAAGUACGGCUUGUCUUGGUGGGCAAACUGGGUAUGUAUCGUGUUUGGUAUUUUCUUAAUGGUCUUGUCGCCGAUUGGAGGGCUAAGGACGAUCGUUAUUCAAGCAAAGGAAUACCAGUUUUACUCGUAAAUGCUCUAUAAUUAAUGUUAAGAAACAUAUUUAUAUAUUAGUAUAUGUGUGACGAAGAUUUUUAAAGAUCAACAUGAGACAUAUAAUAAUCUUUGGUCUGAGGUUUGAAUGUAUAAUAGCUGGGUUUGUGUUUUGUGUGUUUAUAUCUACUAUAAUAUUGAAAACACUAUAUUUUGCUGUGC
Molecule: messenger RNA, 1572 nt
Organism: Eruca vesicaria subsp. sativa (arugula)
Lineage: Eukaryota; Viridiplantae; Streptophyta; Magnoliopsida; Brassicales; Brassicaceae
Source: the annotation of a GenBank genome assembly